Molecule: messenger RNA, 414 nt
Organism: Branchiostoma belcheri (Belcher's lancelet)
Lineage: Eukaryota; Metazoa; Chordata; Leptocardii; Amphioxiformes; Branchiostomatidae
Product: orexin receptor type 2-like
Exons: 3
Coding region: 49-414 (121 amino acids)
Biological process (GO): G protein-coupled receptor signaling pathway; feeding behavior
Cellular component (GO): membrane
Molecular function (GO): orexin receptor activity
Source: RefSeq, a predicted model, not a curated record
GGAACCAUGCAGGAUGCUGACAUCUCCGGUGAGAGUUAGCGGGAAGAGAUGGACAGUUUUCAGGAGGAGGGGAACAUCACCACCCCGACGACUGACUACGACCUGAUAGAGGCGCUAUGGAAUUCCAUCUACCCAAAACACUACGAGUGGGCCCUCAUCGUGGGCUACAUUCUGGUCUUCAUCUUCGCCAUUCUGGGCAACGGCUUGGUGUGUGUGGUUGUGGCCAGGAACAGCCACAUGCGGACGGUGACGAACUAUUUCAUCGUGAACCUGUCGGCAGGGGACCUGCUGGUCACCAUCAUCUGUCUGCCGCCCACCCUGGUGGUGGACAUCAUGGAGACAUGGUUCUUCGGAGAGACCAUGUGCAAGGUUUUCUCGUACAUGCAGUCUGUCCAAGAGGGAGAGAGGCAUUAA